Messenger RNA from Drosophila innubila, 2296 nucleotides. RefSeq names its product activating signal cointegrator 1 complex subunit 2. The transcript is spliced from 6 exons. Gene Ontology annotation, biological process: regulation of DNA-templated transcription. The record is from RefSeq and is a predicted model, not a curated record. NCBI's taxonomy places the organism in Eukaryota, Metazoa, Arthropoda, Insecta, Diptera, Drosophilidae. Bases 34 to 2193 code for a protein of 719 amino acids. Gene Ontology annotation, molecular function: ubiquitin binding.
AUCGAAGUUUGAAUUUAUCGAAGUUUCACAGUGAUGGCGAAUAAGAUGCCGUUGGGCGUUUUGAAGCUACCGGCAGCUGCCUCCGAUGGCGUCAGGCGACAGGUUCCUGCACUUGAUAUACAUUGGAUAACACGGGAUAAGCCCUUCACCAACUACAUAUGCAUGCUAAGCUCCUAUGGUAGUUACAAGAGUGGCGCCGCCUUGGAGGAGUGGCAGCAUGUGGCCACCAGUUGUCUACAGGAUUUCGAAUUCCUACUUCAUCUGAGUCAUCACGAAUUCUGGUCAUAUAUGGUGUAUCACAAGUCGGCAAUGGGUGCUGUUGUCACAUUCCUGCAACGGGCCAAUCCCUACUACAGAGUGGACAUGGAUGCAUCUGCGAGUAGCGAGCUAAUCAAUGCCAAGUUGCUCUACGGCCAACUGUUGAAUCACGUGGUACGCCUGAUAAUGCGUCUGCUCACUGAGAUGGAGUCGGAUACGGAAUGGAUAGCGCCGGAGCAUCACAGCUCGUUGUUAUAUACAAACUAUUUAAUAUCAGUCCCGCUACUCUGUGAUCUGGUUAUUGCUGUGGGCGAUGCGGAUGAGCAGAACUUAAAGGUGUUGGAACAGAUCUUUAUGACGGUCAUGCACAUUCAGCCAAAUUACAUGAAUGAUUUUAAGGAAGGAUUGGCAUUCUAUGACAAUGCCUUUCUCAGCAUGCAGAUUCAAGUGGAGAACGAGGGCUGUGAAGGUGCCGGCGGUGGUGCACUGCUUGAUCCCGAUGCCGAUACACCAUAUGAUGAUGUUGUCCUAUUCGCUUUGGACUGUGCCUAUACCCUGCGCCUAUUCCUUCAGCUUUGCCCCUCGCUCCUGUCCGCCUGCGAACAACUGAAACUUGUGCAGAGCAUUGCCAACUUCUAUGAUCUGACCAUUCCGAUGCUAUAUAGAAAUAUAUUUAUGAUCAACGCCAAGGCGAGUUCACUGCUUUGGCUAAACGAGGCGCGACAGCAGUUCCUCAACGUUGUGCGUAGUAUAACCAGAGCACAGCUGGACUCUCGACGUGGACAGGAGCUGGUGGAACUGCUGCAGGAGUGCCUCUCAGCACAGACCUUUGUGGUGGACUAUCAACGCCAGUAUCCAGUGGAGCACGAUAUUAAUGUGCUACUGCAGAGUUGUCCCAAUAUCAAACACUACAAGGUGGACUUUGUGAUAGCUGGCUACCAGAAAGCGCUUAGCUCCUGCACCAGCGGUGUCAUCGCGGAUGAACUGGUCAGCAGUCUGAACUCGGAUGACGAGCUGGAGAGUGUUUCACAAGCGGCCGUGCUGCCAACCGUCGCCACAGUUGAAACUGGCAGUAAUCGUGAUCUUGAUCUGGAGGCUACCGCCGUUUUGGAUGUAUUGCCGGAUUUGGGUACAGGAUUCAUUCGACGGGUGCUGACACGCUAUGAUAAUAGUGAGCAGGCGAUAGCGGCCAUACUUGAUGAGAACCUACCGCCUGAUCUUAUUCAUAUGGAUCGACAGGAGGUAUUCAUUCCAGCCGACCCGCAGGACAAAUUACAGCGUCAAACCGGUGUGCGUCAUUUCAAUGUGCACGAUGGCGAUCGCUACGAUGUCCUCACCCAAGACAAUCCGCAGUGCAUAAUCAAGCAGGGCAAGGGACUACCCGGUGCACCUCGCAAUGCUGAGCAGCUCCUGGACGACAAGCGUGAUAUUGGUCAAUUGAAGCAGCGCUAUCAGCAAUAUGCCUUGGUGGAGGAAACACCCGAUGAGGCUGGCGGAGCGGAAUACGACGACGAGUAUGACGAUAGCUAUGAGGCGAUAAAUGACGGACAGGCGCCACCGGUUAGUUUGCUCCGUGCUAAACUGCAACAGGCAUCGGCAACCAGUAGCGCUUAUGAGGCACAGGAUGCAUCGGACGAUGACCGGGAUGACGAUGACGGGCCGGACAGUGAUCAGGAGCGUAAUGCCAAUGGAAACUCCAAGCGUACCGACUUCUGUGAGAAUCCGGAGGUGGUACGUGCCCGCUAUCAACAACGGCAAAUGGCCAAGUACGGUCAGCGGGCACAGAACGAUGUGGUGGGUGCACCCAAGGGUCAAGGUCAAACACAACAAACCACUCGCAAUCGUGGCCAAAAGGAGGCACACAAAUCAUCGCGGGCCAAUCACAAUCGCAAAGCGGGAGCUGCCUUCAAGCGCAGCAAGGGCAUGUUGUCCUAAACUAAAUUAUUAUCUGAUCGAUCCAUUAAAUCUGAAUAUUAAGUACUUUCUGUAUAUCUGUCGUCAAAUAAAACUGCUAAGAUCAGGGAACGCAAUGACUAUA